GGUUGAACGUCGCCAUGUGACAGCCUCGGGGUAAUGUGCCGGAUGAAGUCUGUCAGAAGAACUUCUUGCUUUGGUUUUGCUUUCCAGCCUGGGAGCCUCGUACCCACCGGCAACCAGGAGAGCGUAGCAGGUUAUCGACUCAGCGCUGAGGAUUAGCUAAGAUUUCUAAGCACGGGGGCCUGUGAUUUGUCAUUUGCCCAUGACGGAUUUCUGAACAGAGGCCAUUGGGGCGCCCAACCACCUUCCCACCCCAGCAAACGUCAUGCUCAUUACUCUCUGCUACGUUUAUAUGUGGCUGCGUUUCAGAUCUUCAUACGCUUUGCUGAUCCGCAGCUGUGUGCGUCGGCUGCACAGGACCAGUUCUUUCACCUUUUCUACUCAACCCACUCAGAGCUCUAGAGGAAUCCAAGAGACAAAGGAAGAUAAGUUCUACCUGAAAGUGGGCAGAAAGCUCUUCCUCAUUGAGGGUUCCCAGCUCUUUGAAGAUCUGAACAAAUGGAAUCUUCUCCUUGAAUCCCCCGGAGAUAGUGAUCUGAGAAAAGGACAGAUUACUUUUAUCACUGAGAGUGUCUCUUUACCAAGUGAAACCUUAUCACCCUCAUCAAACUCUUCCAAAAAGGUUCACAAACUGUCCGAAUACUGUUUGCUUCUGGCCCGGUAUCAAGAGGAUCACUCCAAGCUGCUUGCGGAAGCCAGUGUAGAUAACUUCAGCGAGCUCGGCAUAGCGUUUAUGGAAAACAGACUGCUAAUGGACAAUGGGUCACCACUUCAUAAAAUCACAUCUGUUUAUCUAAAGGAGUCGUCUCUGAAGGCACAAGACACAAAGGAGACCAAUCUCAACACCCCAGAGAGCCGAACUGACCCAGAUUUGACUCAAUCUGUUGAACAAGAAACUAUGGGUACGGCUGAGAGCAGUGCGGCCUCUGAUAAAGUCGAGGAGGUGGAAGUCCACCGUCAUCUUCAUCUGUCUAGUUGCCACGAGUGCUUGGAACUGGAGAACCGCACCAUAGAGUCAGUCCGGUGUGCCUCCGAAGAGAACAUUCCUGACCUCCCAGAUGAUUUCAGCAGCAUAGAUGACAGUUUAGAGCAGGGUGAAGAAAAGAACCAUGGCAAACUUAAUGUGACCGGGAAACCACCCAAUGUCCUUAUAUACUGUGGCCCGGAAACCGGGGGUCGAUUCCAAGAAAUCAAGUCUGUUCUCCUACAGUGUUUCGAUUCUUCUAGGUACGUCAUUUAUCCUCUUCCGGAAGAUCAGGUUCUCAAAGCUCCAUGGACAGAUAACUGCUUGUUAUUGGUGGUGGCCUCUGACCAUCCAGUUUCCAAUCAAAUUAUUGAGCAGUUCCUAAGUUAUUUGUCCAAAGGUGGAAAGAUUUUGGGACUUUCUUCCUCCUUUACUUUUGGCAGUGUAUCAGUAACCAGCAAAUGUGAACUGGAAGGGUCUAUCCAGCCUCUGGUUUUUGGGAGACCCAACUGUGACCUUGUCAGUUUGCAUGCGGUGGCCAGCGGCAAUGUCUUCGAGGAACUUUCUAGUGAAGACUCUACCCAGGUGACUGGAUGGGGGUAUUUAAACAAUGACAACAAAGACUUGAUUCUGGUUCACCAGACCUUUGGCGAAAAUGGAGGGGAAGCUGUUCUUUGCCAGGUAAAACUUGAAGCCUCUCCAGAGUCUGUUAGUGAGGAUGACACGGGGACCUUUGAAUCUCUCAAGAAAAGCAACCCCCAGAGAUACGAAGUCCUGACCCAGAUCCUCAUCAGCCUCAGUCUGGAUUGUGAAUUGGCCUCGCCUCCUGCGCUGACUCCUGUUUACUUACUCACUGCUGAGGAGAGUCUUCAUGCUGAUGUUCUCCAGUGGCUCAAAACGUGCACAGACAGCAAUGGGUUGAUAAAGUCUGCCAAGAUGUCUCUGAAAGUCUACCCAUCACUCCAGCCUGACAUAGAUGUAAGCCCAUCCUUGGCACCUCUUUUUACCGACCCAAAAAGCUUUUUGUGUGAAGAAUUCAGUGUAGAGAGGUACAAUGAAAGCCUCUGCACAGAAAAGCUUGGCAAAAUUGUGCUCUUUGCUGAAGUUACAACCACAACGUUCAAUCUCCUGGAAGGGCUGAUGUUUCACGAACCCAAGGAAAUGGGGUUAAUCGCCAUCACAGCUCAUCAGACUCAAGGCAAAGGGCGAGGAGGUAAUGCUUGGCUCAGCCCUAAAGGAUGUGCCUUAAUGACGUUACACGUCUCAAUCCCAUUGUUAUCGGUGCUGGGCCAGAGGAUCGCUUUUGUACAACACCUGAUGUCCCUGGCAGUGGUGGAAUCUGUGAGGUCCAUACCUGGAUAUGAGGAUAUUGACCUGAGAGUAAAAUGGCCUAAUGACAUUUACUAUGGUGAUAUGAUGAAGAUUGGUGGGGUUCUGGUGAAUUCUACGCUCAUGGGAAAUACUUUCCACAUUCUAAUUGGCUGCGGGUUCAACGUCAGCAACAGUAACCCAACUGUUUGUAUCAACGAUCUCAUUGCGCAGCAUAACAAGAGCUAUAGAACAAAUAUUGAACCACUGAGGGUGGACACGUUGAUUGCCAGAUCUGUGACGGCAUUAGAAGGGCUCAUAAAGACAUUUCAGAGCAAAGGACCAGAUGGAGUCCUACCUGCUUAUUAUAAAUAUUGGCUGCACAGUGGUGCUAAGGUCCGACUGGGUGGGGACGACGGUCCGUUAUCUUGGAUAAUUGGAGUAGAUGACUCCGGGUUCCUUCAGGUUCUACAAGAAGGGAAGGAAAUUGUCUCAGUGCAUCCUGAUGGCAACUCUUUUGACAUGCUCAGAAACCUCAUUAUACCAAAGAAAUGAUGGACCCUAAAUGGUGCCUAUAAUACUAGAGAAGUACCCAUAGCAUUUCAGAUAGAACAUUUUAUUUUUAAAAGACAUUCAUAACUAUAACUUCUUUUUUUUUUUUUUAUAAAUAAAAGUAAAGAAUAUAUCUGAAUUUGAAAUAUAUUUUGGCACAGACACAUCAAUUGGAGAACAAUUUUUCAGGAUGACCAUGGGUGGUCAAGUCACAGAAGAAGCUUUCCGAAGCACUGAUCCUGCUGUGUAGUUUGAUACAGCUUCCAGCACUGUUAUUAUAAGAAGAUAUUGAGUUAGUAGUAAUGCUAGAAGAGAUGCCUUCAUUAUUUGAAGUCUAACUCUCUGCUGCAGAGAUGAGCCUUCUGCAUGUUUCUAUCGCAAACAUUUUGCCUUGAAGAAUCAACAAAGGGAUCGGAAUCCACAAGAUGUGUUCCAGCAUAUCAGUUCUAGACGAAUGUGUUUUCUGAAAUUUGACUGCAUAUAUACAUCAUUGAAGGAAGUGUCUGAAAGCCUGAUGACUGUGUAUGAACUUUGAAGAAAAAUUCUGCAACUUGUCACCUCUCCCUUUCUGGAUCCUACACACAGAGGAGCCUACAGAGUAGCAAAUAUGGUUCAUGAGAGUGAGAGGCAGAAAGAUUGUUUACAGUAGGGUUAGAUGGCCUACAGUAGUACAAUGACCUACAGUGAGGUAAGAUAAGAUUGUUAGGACAAAACGGCAACAGUAGGGCAAGAUUGAGUAUUAAUAUGGUGUUUUAGUAAAGAUGGAGUUAUAGUAUAUAGAUUGAGUAAUAUGGUAGUAAUAAUAAUAAUAAUACUUUACAUCAGUGUUGCCCAACCUGAGUCUCUCAUCUGAGUUAUGCCACCACUAUAGACAGCACUGACCUUAUGCUUCUGUGACUGGGUCUUCUGGCCACUUCUGUGUUCCUUGAACCAGUGGGGUCCUAGGCAGGAGCUUAGACUACCUUAUGCAUAAUCUAGAUCUGAAUCAAGCAAUACAGAAGGCAAUGCGCAGGUUAUUGACUCUCCAUGCAGCUAUAAACUGUGCUAAGGGGAUGCUGGGUUUUGCACUUCAACAACAUUUGAUAGGCACAGGUUGGACAUCCCUAAUUUCUUCAUCUUGGAGACAGUCUUGUGUUUAAUUUCCACUAUUCACUUAAUUUCCUGAAAAUUAACCAAAAUCUUUUUAUAUUUAAAGAACCAGUAACACCAGAAAAUGCCCCAAAUGGAUGUGUACAUCUUAUAUUCUUAAACACUGAUUUUGGGAGGUUGUAGAACAUGGAUCUUUGCAAAAUCUGCCUACCUAAGUAAUGGGCCAAAUUGUCCAUUUAAUUUUUGACCCCUUGGGCCAACAAUCAGAACACAUAAGGACCCCGUUGUGGACUCAUCAGGUGAGGAUCCCAUCAAAAGCUUAUUGCAGUCCUCGUCCAUCAGGAUUUUUCAUCCUUCCUGAUCAAUAUCUGUCUAAGGACAGAUACUGGCCGUGAUGGCUGUCAUUAUGGGCCCAUAUUGGUGCCAGUAAGCUGCCAUUGUUGUCAAUAGUGACUGACUUAGUUGUAAUCAAAAAAAAAAAAGCCUAUGUUUUUUUAAUUUAACAAUUGUGUAUCUUUUUGUAGAAAGCAUGAUAUUUUUUAGUUAAAUACACAUAUACUUGCACUUGUUUUUGUAUAGAAAACACUAAAAUGGGACCUGAGGCUGAAUGGACAGGAAGUUUAUGCAAGAGACAACCACAAAUCAAUAUAACCACGGCUUACACCUUAAAUUCACUUUAAUUUUUAGUGCUACUGCUUCUUUAAAGGGGAAGUCAUUUCAGUGACUCUGAAACUGGUGUUCACUUUUUUUUUGGUGAUUGAAUUAUUUGCCUUUUUUCUGAUUCUGUCCAUACCAGAAAGCAAAAUAAUAGAUGAAAUAGCAUAUCCAUUCAGGCAUUUUCGAAAUUCUCAUUCAAACAGAUGACUGGGUGUUGGGGAUCUAGGCAGCUAAUUCAAUCUCCAAAAAUUUAGUUUGCCUUGAACUAUCACUAGCAAAUGAUGAACAAUGUUAAUAAACAAUCACCUUGA
Messenger RNA from Xenopus laevis (African clawed frog), 4878 nucleotides. It is a transcript of the gene hlcs.L, whose product is annotated as holocarboxylase synthetase (biotin-(proprionyl-CoA-carboxylase (ATP-hydrolysing)) ligase) L homeolog. The record is from RefSeq and is a predicted model, not a curated record. The coding region runs from base 263 to 2824 and encodes 853 amino acids. The transcript has 12 exons. Lineage: Eukaryota; Metazoa; Chordata; Amphibia; Anura; Pipidae. Gene Ontology annotation, cellular component: cytoplasm. Gene Ontology annotation, molecular function: biotin--[biotin carboxyl-carrier protein] ligase activity.